This is a messenger RNA of Cygnus atratus (black swan), 2030 nucleotides long. RefSeq names its product tetraspanin 2 (gene TSPAN2). NCBI's taxonomy places the organism in Eukaryota, Metazoa, Chordata, Aves, Anseriformes, Anatidae. The transcript has 8 exons. The coding region runs from base 91 to 702 and encodes 203 amino acids. Gene Ontology annotation, cellular component: membrane. The record is from RefSeq and is a predicted model, not a curated record.
CCGGCACCUGCCCCCGGCCCCGCCCCGCGCGGAGCCACCGCCCAGCCGGGCCGAGCCGCCGCGGGAGCUGCCAGCGGAGCCGCGCCCGCUAUGGGCACGGCGCGCGAGGAGAUGCGCCGCGUCAAGGUGCUGCUCUUCGUCUUCAACCUGAGCUUCUGGCUGGCAGGAUUGGCUGUCAUUGCCUUUGGUCUAUGGCUGCGAUUUGGUGGGGUUAUGGCAGAGUUUGCUUCAGACAAAAAGCCUCCAGAGUAUUUCUUCAUUGGACUCUAUGUAUUGGUGGGAGCAGGUGCUCUCAUGACCAUGGUUGGAUUUUUUGGGUGCUGUGGAGCAGCGCGCGAGUCUCAGUUCUUACUUGGAGCAUUCUUUGCUUGCUUGUUGGUGAUAUUUGCAGCUGAGGUCACUGCUGGAGUAUUCGCUUUCAUAGGCAAGAAAGUGGCAAUACAGGAAGUCCAGAAAAUCUAUGAAGACAUUUAUGAUGAAUAUAUGAAAAACCCGGGGAAGGUCAACAGGACUAUCUAUCACUACCACUUAGCUCUCCAAUGCUGUGGUAAAGAUAAUACGGAACAACAAAUGGGAUUACCUUGUCCAGAGAAUAUCCAGAUGCCAAAGAACUGCCUGGUUGAAAUCCAGAAUGUACUUGAUGCUAAUCUGCAUUUAGUUGGAAUUGUUGGAAUUGCAAUUGCUGGCAUCACAAUGCACUGAAUAAAAGGCAGUUUGCAGAGACUUCUAUUGCUUCCCAAGGCCCUCACUCACCCAGAAGGACAAAAACAUCCAAGUGCCUUAUGAAAACAGGAAAGAGUGGUACAAAGAAAUAUGCUAUAAAUUCAGACUUGAACAACCUAACUUUCUGCCGGAGUUGUUGUCUUGUGUUAUCUUGCAGAGUGUUGUUUUCUUUUCUCCUCUGAACAGUGCAUUAGUUUUUCUGAGCAUAACGACUGCUUAUACUCUAGGUUUUACUGCUGUCUGGGUAUAUAAGACAUCUGCACUGCAUAUCAGGAACAGAAUGAUACCAGUCACUGGUUAAAUUCUCUAAGUUAUUGGUAUAUGGAAAUCAAUGUAUUACCAUCUGCUAGUGCUUUCAGCAGAAUCCAGAGAUAGAGCCUCUUUCGUUGUUUCCUGCUGCUGCGAGGUACAUAAUGUAUCUGCAGUACUGUUCAGCAGAUUUCUCUGCAUCUUAGUAACUGAAGGCCUUUUUUAACUCAUUCAAGGACAGAAAAUACAGAUGUUCUGUCAAAGCUGUAAGAAAGUGACAAAAGACUAAAACCCUCCAGGGGAUAAUUCUGAGAGCACAUGCAUUUUCUUCCAGUCUGAUCCAGUCAGCCAGUUUGUUCUAACCUAUAAAAAUGUAAGUAGUUGAUUCCCUUAUUUCUUUUAACAUCAUUAUUCACAUUUACCAUGUCUCUUUUUUUCUGAGUAACUGACUUGAGUGGGACCUUCACUCGUUACAGGAAAAACUCAGCCAGUUUUGAUAUCUUCCAGAGAUUGAACAGGAGCUGAUGAAGCACAGCCCUGUAAUAUCCCUACAAUGAAGAUUCAUAUUUCACUUUAUACUGAAAGUGAUAGUUUUAUAGCAAAAUGUAUUUCAUAUGUAUUGAAAAUUAAAUUAUCUUAAGCCUUCAAAUACUAUCUUUUACAGCCUUUGGAGGCUACUGAUUAACAGCAUCAGACGAUGUUCAUAGAAAUGUACAUAAAUAAAGCUUACCAAUACCACGUCUUCCUCUCUGUUGGUGCUUCUGCCACUACUAGGUUCUCCAAAACACAAACCACUUCCAGUGCAAUGUAUUUGUUUCUAUAGCACAAAUUCUGAUUUUGGACAGAACUGGGGUAUCACCAGUGUAUGACUGCAAAGUCUGUAGCAGCAUUACCUCUAUAGCAGCUUUCUGUAAAGAAAAAAAAAGGGCCGAUGUUCAUUCUGUUGCUGAAAUCAGCUUUCACUUCCCUGUAGCUUAACGUGUUCUGAAGUGGUGUUUUAUCAGUUUUGCCGUGAAUUUGAAGCAACGUUCUAAUAAAGAUAACCUGAAAUAAAAGAC